Messenger RNA from Tupaia belangeri chinensis (Chinese tree shrew), 1746 nucleotides. Its product is annotated as keratin, type II cytoskeletal 3. Gene Ontology annotation, molecular function: structural constituent of skin epidermis. Gene Ontology annotation, cellular component: keratin filament. Lineage: Eukaryota; Metazoa; Chordata; Mammalia; Scandentia; Tupaiidae. The coding region runs from base 1 to 1746 and encodes 581 amino acids. Gene Ontology annotation, biological process: keratinization; intermediate filament organization. The record is from RefSeq and is a predicted model, not a curated record. The transcript has 9 exons.
AUGAUGAGCCAGCAAUCCGGCAGGGCCUCCCAGGCCACCAAGAGCUCCAGUGGCCUCUCUGCCGUCGUGGUGGCUGGGCAGGGCUGUGCCAGCUCCACCAGGUCCCAGUCGGGCUCACGCUCUGGGGCAAGCAGUGCGGCCAUGGCCUGUGCCAUGAUUGGGGGUGCCUUGGGCAGCAGGAGCAUGUACAGCCUUGGGGGGAGCAAGAAGAUCUCACUGAGUGUGGCUGGAGGUGCCGCCCAGGCAGGGGGCUCGGCACGGGGGUGCUCUGGUGCCUUUGGAGGGAGCUUGGGCUGGGCUGGAGGAAGGGGCCAGAGAAGCGGCUUUGGGGGAGGCUCCUUCCAUGUUGGAGGGAGACCUGGUGGCUUUGGAGGAGUUCCCGGUGGGGCCGGGGGCUUUGGAUGCUCUGGGGGCUUUCCCCUUGGCAUCCAGGAGGUGACCAUCAACCAGAGCCUCCUGCAACCCCUGAACAUGGGGAUUGACCCCCAGAUUGGGGAGCUGAAGACGCAGGAGAAGGAGCAGAUCAAGAGCCUCAACAACAAAUUUGCCUCCUUCAUCGACAAGGUGCGGUUCCUGGAGCAGCAGAACAAGGUGCUGGAGACCAAGUGGUGCCUCCUGCAGGAGCAGACGGCCACUUCCAAGGCCAGCGCCAAUGACCUGCAGCCCUUCUUUGAGUCCUACAUCGGCUGCCUGCAGGCCCACCUGGACAGGCUGGUGGCAGAGCGGGGCCGGCUGGACGGGGAGCUGGGCACGAUGCAGGGGCUGGUGGAGGAGUACAAGAGGAGGUACGAUGAUGAGGUGAACAAGCGCGCGGCUGCUGAGAAUGACUUUGUGCUUCUCAAGAAGAAUGUGGAUACUUCCUACAUGGCCAAAGUGGACCUGGAAGUCAGAGUGGCGAGUUGGACAGAUGAGAUCAACUUCACGAAGUCCGUCUUUGAGGCUGAGUACAACAAGCUCCUGUCAGAAUCCAAUGACACGUCCGUCAUCCUGUCCAUGGACAACAACCGCCACUUAGACCUGGACAGCAUCAUCGCCGAGGUCAAGGCGCAGUACGAGGACAUCACCCAGAAGAGCAAGACUGAGGCCGAAGCGCUGUACCAGUCCAAGCUGGGGGAGCUGGAGACCACAGCUGGCAAGCACAGUGAUGACUUGAGGAGCACCAAGAGUGAGAUCGCAGAGCUCCACAGGGCCAUCCAGAGGCUGCAGGCAGAGAUUGAGAAAGCCAGGAAGCAGGAGGAUCACCUGCGGACAGCUAUCACUGAUGCUGAGCAGCGGGGUGAGCUGGCUCUCAAGGAUGCCCAGGCCAAAGUGGCAGAGUUCAUGGAGGCCCUUCAGCAGUCCAAGGAGGACCUGGCCCGCCUGCUGAAGGAGUACCAGGAGCUGAUGAACGUUAAGCUGGCCCUUGACGUGGAGAUCGCCACCUACCGCAAGCUGCUGGAGGGCGAGGAGUGCAGGAUGUCUGGAGAGUGCCCGAGCUCUGUGUGCAUCUCGGUGGUUCAUAAGACCAGCACCAUUGGAUCUGGAGCUGCUAGCCGCAAUGGCAGGGACAGUGGCUCUGGCAGUUCCAGUCGUGGGGGCCAGAGUGUGACUGGCGGGCAGAGCACAACUGGAGGCCAGAGCAUGCAGUCUACCAGCAAGCAAGUCCCCAUGGGCCAGAGUUCCAGAGGCAGCAGCGCCUCCUCUUCCUCAGCCAGGAUUAUCCAGACCACUAGCAGCAGCAGCCAGCGCACCUACACCAAAUUCUGA